Messenger RNA from Dictyostelium purpureum, 252 nucleotides. RefSeq lists its product as uncharacterized. The transcript has 2 exons. Bases 1 to 252 code for a protein of 83 amino acids. Lineage: Eukaryota; Evosea; Eumycetozoa; Dictyosteliales; Dictyosteliaceae. The record is from RefSeq and is a predicted model, not a curated record.
AUGUUCUGUCCAGACAAAAAAUCAUCAAAACAUAUAUUCUUCAAGUGUCCAUCGGUCAAUAAACCGAUACAAGAAAUAAUAAAUCAAAUUUUAAAAGAAGCUCAGUAUGAUCCGGUUCCAACACAAAGUGCCCUAUUAUCAUCAGGAUGCCCAUCUACAUCAACUAAAAUCACAUAUUUCUUUUUAAAAGCUCGCAAGCAUUUAUUUAAAACACCACUAUCACCUCAGUACUUAAAUGGAACCACCUCAUAA